AUGACCGGCCGAUCGCCUUCGUCCUCCGGCCUUCUUCCCAUGCCUGGAUCACCGUCGUCGUCCUGGGCGACGUACCGCGCCCGCUUAUCUGCCCUCGUUCGCCAUGCUGAUACCCAGGUUAUCGUGGCCUUUUGGCUUCUCGGCCUCAUCAACAAUGUUCUCUACGUAAUCAUUCUAUCCGCCGCCCAAGACCUCGUCGGUUCGUCGGUCCCGAAAGGCGUCGUCCUCCUCGCCGACGUCCUCCCCUCCUUCUUCACGAAACUGAUCGCCCCCUACUUCAUCCAUCGAGUGCCCUACUCGCUGCGCGUCCUGGUCCUAAUCGCCCUGUCGUGCUCAGGCAUGCUGCUCGUCGCCCUCACGCCGCCCACAAAGUCCGUCGCCGUAAAAAUGGUCGGCGUCGUCAUCGCCAGCCUCAGCUCCGGCGGUGGCGAGCUCAGCUUCCUCGGGCUGACGCAUUACUACGGCCCCAUGAGCCUCGCAGGCUGGGGUAGCGGGACGGGCGCGGCGGGUCUGGUCGGGGCGGGUCUAUACGUGGUGCUGACGGACUGGUGGGGGUUCAGCGUGCGCAACAGCCUAUUGUUCUCCGCCUGCUUGCCCUCCAUCAUGUUUGUGAGCUUCUUCAUCAUAUUGCCAAAGGGGCCGCUCAAGGGGGGACGGAAGGAGUACACAGUCGUUUCGGAGCAGGACUUGGAAGAGGAGGAUGUCGAGGAGCUGUCGCAGAACGCGGCGUCAUCGGCUCUACUGGCGCCGGGCCCUGCAACCACCUCGACGGCAUACUCGGUGCAGCACGCGGAUGCGCACAGCUUCGAGCACAACUUGAAGAGGGCAAAGUCGCUCUUCUUCCCGUACAUGCUGCCGUUACUGCUGGUGUACAUUGCCGAGUACACCAUCAAUCAAGGCGUCGCACCGACGCUGCUCUUCCCGCUCUCGUCGUCACCGUUCAAGGAGUUCCGCGAGUUCUAUCCAAUGUACGGGUUCCUGUACCAGCUAGGCGUCUUCAUCUCGCGGUCCUCGACACCGUUCUACCGGAUCCACCGCCUCUACCUGCCCUCGCUGCUGCAGAUCGUCAACCUCGUGCUGCUGACCUGCCACGCCCUGUUCGACUUCAUCCCGUCAGUGUACGUGGUGUUUUUGAUCGUGUUUUGGGAGGGUCUGUUGGGGGGCGCGGUGUACGUCAACACGUUUGCAGAGAUUAUGGAAAAGGUGCCGAGCGAGGACAGGGAGUUUAGCUUGAGCGCGACGAGCGUCAGCGACAGUGGCGGAAUCUGCAUUGCCGGGUUCGUCGGUAUCGUCAUGGAGGUGCAGCUUUGCAACUGGCAGGUCGCGCAUGGACGGGACUGGUGCCGCAAGAUCAAGGUCGGAUGA
Molecule: messenger RNA, 1365 nt
Organism: Colletotrichum orchidophilum
Lineage: Eukaryota; Fungi; Ascomycota; Sordariomycetes; Glomerellales; Glomerellaceae
Exons: 2
Coding region: 1-1365 (454 amino acids)
Biological process (GO): regulation of intracellular pH
Cellular component (GO): vacuole; membrane
Source: RefSeq, a predicted model, not a curated record